AUCAAACAUGAAGGAGUGUCAGUGAAGCUCGGGCCUGGCUCCCCAAGGGGAGCCAGGAGGCCUUAACUUGAAAUACUUGUUAAUUCGACCCAUUUGACAGAUGUUGACUCCCUGGCGGGGCUGGCCCGAUUCUGCUCCCAUUGUGCGGUCUCCUCCCUAUAACCUUCAUCUACUUGGUCUCAAGUAUGCUCAGCAGGACCGGGCGAACCCUGCUGCUCUUUUAUCACUGGUUGUGGUCCUCUCUUGUCCUCUGCUCUGGACUCUGUCCCCAAUAACAGGUCAGGUGGGUGCUACUCCUAGACUCAGAGACUGGCCGGACAGCCCUGUGGAUUCAUGCCCCUACCAGGGCCAAAAUGACAAGCAGGCAGCCAGGACCCUCGCCAAGGUAGAAUGGGUGAGGAGGGCCCCCCCAGCCUGGAGUACAUCCAAGCCAAGGAUCUGUUCCCCCCCAAGGAACUCGUGAAGGAGGAGGAGAAUCUUCAGGUACCCUUCACAGUGCUCCAGGGUGAGGGAGUGGAAUUCCUGGGCCGGGCGGCUGACGCCCUCAUUGCCAUCUCCAACUACCGGCUGCAUAUCAAGUUCAAAGACUCUGUCAUCAACGUGCCUCUCCGGAUGAUUGACAGUGUGGAGAGUCGGGAUAUGUUCCAGUUGCACAUUGCCUGCAAGGACUCCAAAGUGGUGAGGUGCCACUUCUCCACCUUCAAGCAGUGCCAAGAGUGGCUCUCAAGGCUAAGCCGGGCCACAGCAAGACCUGCCAAGCCCGAGGAUCUCUUUGCCUUUGCCUACCAUGCCUGGUGCCUGGGGCUGACUGAGGAGGAUCAGCACACCCACCUGUGCCAGCCAGGAGAGCACAUCCGAUGUCGGCAGGAGGCAGAGCUCGCCAGGAUGGGUUUUGACCUGCAGAACGUCUGGAGAGUCUCACAUAUCAACAGCAAUUACAAGCUGUGCCCUAGUUACCCCCAGAAGCUGCUGGUUCCUGUGUGGAUCACUGAUAAAGAGCUGGAGAAUGUGGCUUCUUUCCGAUCUUGGAAACGCAUCCCUGUUGUCGUGUACAGACACCUGCGCAAUGGGGCUGCCAUUGCCCGCUGCAGCCAGCCUGAGAUCAGCUGGUGGGGCUGGCGCAAUGCUGAUGAUGAAUACCUGGUCACGUCCAUUGCCAAAGCCUGCGCCUUAGACCCAGGGACAAGGGCCAGUGGGGCCUCCCUCAGCACGGGGACUAAUGAUGCCAGUGAGGCAUGUGACACUGAUUUCGAUUCUUCUCUGACUGCAUGCUCUGGGGUGGAGAGCACAGCUGCUCCUCAGAAACUUCUGAUCCUGGAUGCACGGUCCUACACAGCAGCCGUGGCUAACCGGGCCAAGGGUGGAGGCUGUGAAUGUGAAGAGUACUACCCUAACUGUGAGGUCGUGUUUAUGGGAAUGGCCAACAUCCAUGCCAUCCGGAACAGCUUCCAGUACCUUCGGGCUGUGUGUAGCCAAAUGCCAGAUCCCAGCAACUGGUUGUCGGCACUGGAGAGUACCAAAUGGCUGCAGCACUUGUCAGUGAUGCUAAAAGCAGCUGUGCUGGUAGCUAAUACGGUCGAUCGGGAAGGCCGGCCUGUGCUGGUGCACUGCUCUGACGGCUGGGACCGUACGCCACAGAUUGUAGCCCUGGCCAAAAUAUUACUGGACCCAUAUUACAGGACCCUGGAGGGCUUCCAAGUGUUAGUGGAGUCUGAUUGGCUGGAUUUUGGGCACAAGUUUGGAGAUCGCUGUGGCCAUCAGGAAAAUGCAGAGGACCAAAAUGAACAAUGUCCUGUGUUCCUCCAGUGGCUUGAUUCUGUUCAUCAGCUGCUCAAGCAGUUCCCUUGCCUGUUUGAAUUCAAUGAAGCAUUUCUGGUAAAACUGGUGCAGCACACAUACUCCUGUCUCUACGGCACAUUCCUGGCCAACAACCCCUGUGAGCGCGAGAAGCGCAACAUCUAUAAGCGGACAUGCUCUGUGUGGGCACUCCUGCGAGCUGGCAACAAGAACUUUCACAACUUCCUCUACACACCUGGUUCGGACAUGGUCCUUCAUCCUGUGUGCCAUGUCCGGGCCCUGCACCUCUGGACAGCUGUUUAUCUACCUGCAUCAUCUCCAUGCACACUUGGAGAGGAAAAUAUGGAUCUUUACCUUUCCCCAGUGUCUCAGAGCCAGGAAUUUUCUGGUCGGUCUCUAGACAGGUUACCUAAAACCAGGUCCAUGGAUGACCUUCUUUCUGCCUGUGACACGAGCAGCCCUCUCACUCGUACCUCCAGUGACCCUAACCUGAAUAACCACUGUCAGGAGGUCAGAGGCAGCCUGGAGCCCUGGCACGGCGGUUCUGAAGGCACGGAGACAGUAGACUCGGGGGCAGGAGGCCCACAGCCGGCUGUGGGGGAAGUGGGCCUUCCUCCUCCUCUGCCCAGCAGCCAGAAAGACUACUUGAGCAGUAAACCUUUCAAGGGCCACAAAAGCUGUUCUCUCAGUUACAAAUUACUUAGUACUUCUGUGCCCUGGGAAAUGAAGAACACCACCUCAGAGAUCAAAGUCCUGGAAGAGACUAAGGCACUGGCUGCAGUCUCUCCAGCCCAAGAGGAGCAGAGGACUUCUGAUGGCUUAGGGAAGCCACCUGAACAGUGUCCAGAAAAGGAAGUUGUCAGUGCACUCUCUAAUUUUUCCAGCAAGGGUGGUGGAGCCUGUGAUUUUCCUGAGCCUUCCCAGGAUUCCCUGACAGGUGCUCCCCAGCAGGCCCAUCUAGACUCCAUGCAGGCUGUGCCCACACGGUGUACUCUAGAUCACAGUCCGGGUAGCCUCUGCAACCCACCAAGUGCUGCCAGCCAAACUCCUCAAGAGCCAAAUACUGACCUCCUCAGCCAAGAUCCCCCUGGGUCUACGGCGAGUAUCUCCCGCCAGGAACAGCCUAGUUCGGUGCCAGAUCUGAUCUACAAGAAGGAAGACGCCGGCAAGAGGGGAAGUAAGAAUGGACAGAUAGUAGAAAAUCCUCGCUUUGGAAAGAUGCCGUUGGAGUUGGCCCGAAAGCCAAUUUCUCAGAGCCAGAUAAGUGAGUUCUCCUUUUUGGGGUCGAACUGGGACAGCUUCCAAGGGAUGAUGACGUCAUUCCCGAGUGGGGAGACCACCCCCCGGCGACGGCUUGCUUACGGCUGUUGCAGCAAGAGGCCGAGCAAUAAGCAUAUUCAAGCUGCAGGGCCCUGCUUUGGGGGCCAGUGGGCUCAGAGAGAAGGGGUGAAGUCACCCGUCUGUUCUAGUCAUGCCAGUGGACAUUGUACAGGCCCAGGAGGAAAGAACAACCGGAUGUGGUUGUCUAGUCAUCCAAAGCAAGUCUCCAGCACAAAGCCUUCUCUCCUGAGCUGCCCUUCUCCUGUGCCUCCUCUCUACCUGGAUGACGAUGGACUCCCCUUUCCCACGGAUGUGAUCCAGCAUAGGCUACGGCAGAUCGAAGCAGGGUACAAGCAAGAGGUAGAACAGCUACGUCGACAGGUUCGAGAGCUUCAGAUGAGGCUAGACAUCCGUCACUGCUGUGCCCCUCCAGCGGAGCCGCCCAUGGACUAUGAGGACGACUUUACAUGUUUGAAGGAGUCAGACAGCAGUGACACCGAAGACUUCGGCUCUGAUCACAGUGAGGACUGCCUUUCAGAAGCCAGCUGGGAGCCUGUGGAUAAGAAGGAAACCGAGGUGACUCGCUGGGUUCCAGACCAUAUGGCCUCACACUGCUAUAACUGUGACUGUGAAUUCUGGUUGGCCAAACGAAGACAUCAUUGCAGAAAUUGUGGGAACGUAUUUUGUGCUGGAUGCUGCCACCUUAAGCUGCCCAUUCCUGAUCAGCAGCUCUAUGACCCAGUUCUCGUCUGUAACUCAUGUUACGAACACAUUCAAGUAUCUCGUGCCAGGGAGCUCAUGAGCCAACAUCUGAAGAAACCCAUCGCUACGGCUUCCAGCUGAAUGCCAGAGGAGACGAUCUGUCCAUUUUUAGCAGGUUUGAAGGGAGGAUCUGCUUCAGGUGUAGUCUGGAAGGUUCCUUGGUAUGGCUCAUGAACACAGAGCUCAAAGAUACCGUCUUGAGAAAUCCUCCUUGGUACCAUGUGACUGGAGCAGAGGAAUUUGAAUUUGGCAGGAGAUUUUCUACUGGAGAGACCCUCACUUUGGGGUAAUGGUCCUGAUCCAGACCCAGAGUCUGGAAGCUUCACACUGAGUUGGUGACUCCAGGUUCUCUCCUGGAGGUCACAAGAUGAUGAUUUCAUAAAUACUGCCUGGUGCAAAGUGCCCAAACAGCAAUAGAAAGGCAUAAUUACAACCAAACUCCAAGUGAUGAUGAGACCCAUCUCUCCUCCACCUUGAAAAGAGCAGAUCAUAGUAUACAAGAUAGGACUUCCCAUCCUAUUGGAGAAGAACUCCACUCUGUACCUCUGUGCUCUGUGUCUGUGCAUGAAGGCUCAGUCUUUGGAGGCACUCCCUCUAGUUGCAUUAGUACUGUCUUCCUCUGUGGAGUUUGGUUCAAAGACUGGUUUGGCAAACGGAGGUUUGGAUGUAUUUUUCACCUGGCUCACUGGCCAGCAUCAGCAAAUAUUCAGUUGUCAGAGGGACAGUUCUAAGGAUUGAGACGUUUUUUGGAAACAGAGGCAAACUCUGGUGAUGUUUAGUUAUUUUGAGCUGUGAAGGCAGUUAUCACUCUGUUCCGCAGUGGCUGCUCUUGAGGUGCGUGCGCACUGUGAAGAAUGAGAAGGGAAAAGCAAAACUAUCCUUGUGAAACUCUGCUGAGUGUGCCCUACCCUUUGCACCUGACUUUUCCUAGUUGUCCUGGUGCUAACAUGGGAGCUACACCUUGAUCCUCCCCUGGCAUGAAAAUAAAGCAAAGGAUUUGUUGUUCCACUGCC
Molecule: messenger RNA, 4892 nt
Organism: Peromyscus eremicus (cactus mouse)
Lineage: Eukaryota; Metazoa; Chordata; Mammalia; Rodentia; Cricetidae
Gene: Mtmr4
Product: myotubularin related protein 4
Exons: 19
Coding region: 391-3960 (1189 amino acids)
Biological process (GO): regulation of autophagy; dephosphorylation
Molecular function (GO): metal ion binding; phosphatidylinositol-3,5-bisphosphate 3-phosphatase activity; protein phosphatase binding
Source: RefSeq, a predicted model, not a curated record